AUGAACGGCAUCACCAAGCCGUUACCCGGCCUCCUUGAUGAUCCCCAAUUCCAAAUAACUGAUCUCCCUGCUUUGACCGAUUUUCAAAUUGCUCCUCUUCGCAAUCCCGCUCCGACCCGCCAUGCAAACAUCCCUCUUCCGUUGGAGCCUUUGGCCAGCAACAUCCUCAACAACAGUCGAAAUACGAAGAAAAACACACAACCUGAAGACCACGGUGAGAAACGGCGGGCCCCAAAGAUUACACCCAAUGACGUCUUGCUCGCUCGAGAGUCCAAGAAACCACAUCUGGCCAUAAGUGAAUUGCUGGAAGCCAACGAUGGUCCAGAAAUCGCGCCGACACACCUGCCCUCAUUCAUCAGCUUGUCCGUUGUUGAAAAGUCCCCCAUCCAAGCACCAACGGAGUUGGACGAACAGCACCAUUCUCAGAAACGCAUAAGACUCGAUACGGAGAAUGAUCACAUAGCUUUAGAUCUCAUUAGACGACUUCCUCGACCGGCGCAGAAAGAUGAAAGACAAACCAGGCCAGCCCCUUUACUUCCAGCCAUGGUAACAGGCUUACAUGAGCCUCCACCCUCUGCAGCGUUAUUGCCAUCGAUUGAUGUCGACUCUCGACCGAAUGUCUCGCGGACGACCACAACGUCCAAAAUUCACGUCAAGGACAUCCUCACUCAGUCGGAUGAGAAUGGAUCGCCACCUCCACCAGCUCGACAAGUCACUCUUACCGGAAAGGAUGUGGCCAACGUCAAGCAGUCUCUUGGAUCCCAUGCAACUCGCUCGCAGGAAGUUAGCCCAGUUGCUACGGAGCCACCUCAACCUGUCGGGACCUGGAAAGAUAACAAACCGCGCCGAGCUCGACGCAAGUGGUCAGAAGACGAGACCAAAGAUCUCCUGGCCGGCGUCAAAAAGUAUGGCGUCGGUAAAUGGAAACAGAUUCUGGACGAUCCAUCAUUCAGCUUCAGCGAACGGAGUUCCGUCGACCUGAAAGAUCGCUACAGAGUUUGCGCCAAUAAUGACUCGGUCCCCAAAUUAGAUACUGCCCCGGCCAAAGUUGUGCCUAACACGGAUCCGACCACUGUCGCUGAAGCUCGUGGAAAUUCGCCGGACACAGCAUCACCGGAUAAAGCCACGGCAUCUAUCUCGCCCAUUGAUCAAGGCCAGGCACCGAAGCAGCGUCGCAAGCGGCGUGCCUGGACUGCUCUCGAAGACGAAAAUCUCCUGAAAGGGGUCGCAAAGCAUGGAUUCCAAUGGACCGCCAUUCAUGACGACGUGGAACUCGACUUGAAACAUCGACGCGCAACUGACUUACGUGACCGCAUCCGCAACAGGUUUCCGGACGGCUAUAAACAUGCCGAAACGGCGCCGUUGAGAUCAGAAGUGAAAAAGGCAGAGAAGCUUGGUGUUUCCUCAAGGGCCACUGCUACAUCCGCCAUUGAGAACGCAUCCACCCCGACGAGGAACUCCGCAACCCCAAGUAUACCACAGAAUACACCUACGCCUCCUCAGACCGACAGAAGCACACCGACUCCAACUCGUGUUGUCAACGGACCAAUCAAGCCACCCCUGACGUCUGCGUCCAUGACAAUGUUAAUCCACAGCGUGGGUAAAGAUGGAGAGAAUACCCGAGAAAAGGACAAAGCCGACAAGGAUAAAGACCGAGACCGGGAGAGAGGACUGGAAAAGCCAGGCGUGAAAUUACCUAGCCUCACGCUAGACGUCGAUGAUGAUAUGGACUGGGAAGAUAAUAGACUUCCUCCUCUACAUGAGUGGGAUGAAAUUGGGUUAAAAAUCGAAUGA
This is a messenger RNA of Rhinocladiella mackenziei CBS 650.93, 1794 nucleotides long. RefSeq lists its product as uncharacterized. NCBI's taxonomy places the organism in Eukaryota, Fungi, Ascomycota, Eurotiomycetes, Chaetothyriales, Herpotrichiellaceae. Bases 1 to 1794 code for a protein of 597 amino acids. The record is from RefSeq and is a predicted model, not a curated record. The transcript has a single exon.